Molecule: messenger RNA, 546 nt
Organism: Malassezia sympodialis ATCC 42132
Lineage: Eukaryota; Fungi; Basidiomycota; Malasseziomycetes; Malasseziales; Malasseziaceae
Exons: 2
Coding region: 1-546 (181 amino acids)
Biological process (GO): protein import into mitochondrial intermembrane space
Cellular component (GO): mitochondrial intermembrane space
Molecular function (GO): protein-disulfide reductase activity
Source: RefSeq, a predicted model, not a curated record
AUGAUCUCCCGCGCCACAUCGUCCUUCUUGCUGGCUGCACGCCCAGCUACUAGACGUGCCACCCAGACCGCCCGCUCCUCGCGCUCCUUGGUCCUACCUCCUGCCGUGCACUUGCAACCUGCGUAUGAGCGACCUUCGUUCGAGGAGCGCCUCCGGCCUCGUCCCACGCUCGUGAUCAACAGGCCCUCUGCACCCAAGGAAGAGCCUGAAGACGAUGAGUCUGAACUUGCCGACACUGAUUCGACAGAGGAAGAGGCGCAGUCGGCGUACGAUGAACGCACAGGCGAAAUCAACUGGGACUGCCCGUGCCUGGGCGGCAUGGCCGAUGGCCCCUGCGGCGAAGAGUUCAAGGCAGCUUUCAGCUGCUUUGUGUUUUCCGAGGCGGACCCGAAGGGCAUCGACUGUGUGGACAAGUUCAAGCUUAUGCAGGACUGCUUCCGCCAGCACCCUGAGGUGUAUGCGGACGAAAUCGCAGCUGACGAAGCCGCUGAGGCUGAGGUGGCAGCCGAGCAUGCGCGUGCGCCCGCUUCUGAUUCGAGCAACUAA